CCCCCCUCGGCUCCAGGGACCACCAUGACCGAGGCUGGCUGGUGGAAGCUGACCUUCCUCCGGAAAAAGAAAUCAGCUCCCAAGGUGCUGUAUGAGAUCCCCGACACCUAUGCUCAAACCGAGGGCAGCGCCGAGGCCCCGAGGCCCGAGGGCGGGGCCCCCAACGGCAACUUUAACACCCGCCUGGAGAAGAUUGUGGACAAGAACACAAAAGGCAAGCACGUCAAAGUCUCCAAUUCGGGCCGCUUCAAGGAGAAGAAGAAAGUCCGGGCCACGUUGGCAGAGAACCCCAACCUCUUUGACGACAGGGAGGGCAAAGGACAGUGAGGGGGGCCAAGGAGGACGCUGACACCUCCCUACUCCUGCCAUCAGCCGGAUCUGAGACAGGAGCUUGCCACGCCGGCCUCCUUGGCCACAGCUGACGCUGUGGGGGCAGUUGAUGCCUGCUGGCAGGAAAUGGCUGGUUCUAGGUUUGUAUUUAUGUGCCCCAGCUUUCUGGAAGGUCUGGGUUCUCCCAGCGUCCCCCCACGUCCCCCAGCACGUACAAAGGCACUCCAGUCCAAGGAUGAAAAGUCCCACCCAGGAAGGACAGCCCUCCUCAAAGUCGCGGCGCCGGCAGGGAGGUGGGCAUGGCGAGGGACGGAGAGAGGGGGCGGACAGACUUCGCCUCCUCCUGGGGCACAGGGUCAAGGGUGAGUUUCGAUUGCUGCUUCCACAACUGUUCCCUGGACCAAUUCUGAACGUGACUUUUCCUGAAGCCACAUGAUGGGGUGGUUUCCUGGAGCUGGAGGAGGCGGAGACCCUGAACUUGAGCUCACCUCCUACCACAAGAGGGAAACUUCCUGGAACUUUGCCCCCAGGUGUGUAGGGAGAGGAGGUCACUGGCACUCUGGGGGGGAGGGGUGCUGCUGCAGAAAUCCAGGUGAGGGACCCCGUGGGUUCCUGCACACCUCCUCAAAGGGACACUGCACUGGCUCAUGGGUCCAAAAUCGGGGAGCAGGU
This is a messenger RNA of Mirounga angustirostris (Northern elephant seal), 1002 nucleotides long. RefSeq names its product proline rich 15 like (gene PRR15L). The record is from RefSeq and is a predicted model, not a curated record. The transcript has a single exon. NCBI's taxonomy places the organism in Eukaryota, Metazoa, Chordata, Mammalia, Carnivora, Phocidae. Bases 25 to 327 code for a protein of 100 amino acids.